This is a messenger RNA of Monodelphis domestica (gray short-tailed opossum), 2354 nucleotides long. The record is from RefSeq and is a predicted model, not a curated record. Lineage: Eukaryota; Metazoa; Chordata; Mammalia; Didelphimorphia; Didelphidae.
UUUGUCAUUAUUAUAAUUUUGAGUUAAUAAAUGUUUAUUCAACUGAAUGAAUGGAGUCACUAUCAAAAAUAGUAUUUAUGCAGAAAUAGAAGGGGAGCAAGGGUACAGGGCUACCAUACUGGAUAUUCAUGUUCUCUACAGCUGUAUCUUUCACAUGAACACCUACAAGGUAGGUCCUCAUGUAGACACAUUCCCAUGUGCAAAGCCACUGCCUCUGCCAAACAUCCAUACCAUCGGCAGGUUUCAUUUUUGUUCCCGUUGUCAGAAGUCUAACAACUGGUCCUUCUGAUCACCAAUAUCUUUAUGAGCUCAGUGUUGGCCCACACUGCUGCAUGAUUGGGACAAAGAGACGAUGUAACAGUCUGGUUUCUAUGGCAACAGAGGAGGGGUAGUUAAAACCGAAAUGUUGGGAACACCCAUUCUGAUAAUUGGGACAUAAUUCUGGCUAUUGCAACUACACGGACUCCUGAGGAAGCCAGAGUGGCUUUACCUUGUUACUCUGGCUGCCAAAAAAUCAGCCCUGCACGUUUUUCUUAGUUUAGCUGUUAAGAGGAAGGAAACAUCUUAUACACAGGCCUCAUUUUCUGCAUGUAAAAUGUGUGUGUUCUUUAAAAGCCAGUGGUUGGCUGGUUUUCCGGACAUGAUGUGGUUGAAGCUGUCAUCGUAAUGGAAAUUCAUUGCUGUAGCUAUGGUAAAUCGAGUUUUCUGCCUGUGCUGAAUGCAUUAGUCUAAUGAGAUGUUUGCAGCUGGAGAGCCGAGCUGCAGGAGACGUACAGUGUCGCCACUAAGAGCCAGGGAGAAGAUGGCUUGCGCGAUAAUCCAUGUGCGUGUCCUGAAAGUCCUCUGUCCUCUGGGUCAACAUUCUGCGUCCCGGUAAACUGAUCAGAGUUCUAAAAUUAAGUAAUAGCACCUCCUCUGCAUAUAAAUAACCUGUCGUCACUGCUUACGAGACUGGUAAUGGCUGAAAUGCAGUCUCCAAGGAUAGCAGGAAGAAAACGAGGCAGACCCCCACUUCACUCAGCACCGAUAAAAAUGGCGGUCCACAACCUCUAUUCUACUUCUGCCUGUUCCUUGCCAGUUGUGAAGAUCCCAAAGAAGAGAGGCCGGAAACCUGGGCACAAGCUGAAGUCUCGUGUUCUAAUGACUCCUUUAGCAAUCUCUCCUCCACGAAGCACACCAGAGCCAGAUGUCAUCUCCAUCCCCCAGGAUGCAGCCGCCAUACCCAGCUCGGCAGCAGCAACACAGGCUCUCCCAGUUUGCAUUUAUGUCAACAAACAAGCCAACUUGGGGCCAUACCUGGAGAGGAAGAAGGUACAGCAGCUCCCGGAGCACUUUGGGCCAGAGAGGCCCUCAGCAGUCCUGCAGCAGGCGGUUCAGGCGUGCAUAGACUGUGCACGCCAGCAGAAGGCAGUCUUCUUCCUGGUCAAGCAGGGCUAUGGUGGCGAGAUGGUGUCUGUCUCAGCUUCUUUUGAUGGGAAACAGCAUCUCCUGAACCUGCCUGUGGUGAACAGCCUCGGCUGUGUCUUAAGCUUCCUGAGGAAGCUGUGUCAGAGCCUUUUGUGUGACAACCUCUUCAGCAGCCAGCCUCUUCCCCACUUCCCCCGGGCUCCUGAGGACAGGAGGAUGAAGUCAGAGGGCAGAACUAGUUCUUCCAAAACCAUCAUCUCAGAAGAUUACCUGGCAGAUCCUGUGGGUAUGAAGCGCUACAGUAUGGACCCCUCUGAUUCAGCCUUCAAUUGCACGGGCUCUUCCUCCUCCUCCUUGUACUCUGGGAGGUUGAACUCUGGAGAUGGAUGCCUUGGGAGAGGCCUGCCUACUUCUUCCUGUAGUCACCGCUCUGGCUCCACGUCCACUAGUGGCCCCUCAGCUGUUGGCUUGAGGCACCAGGCAUCCAGCCUCAUGAGGAAUGGCACUUAUUUGGAAGGAAACAAAAGUGCCUCGAGUCCUUCUCCAGAUGGACAAGAUGCCACCCGACCUACCAGCAAGAAUCCCUCCACCUGGACUGUGGAAGAUGUGGUCUGGUUUGUGAAAGAUGCUGACCCCCAGGCCUUGGGACCUCAUGUGGAGCUCUUCAGAAAACAUGAAAUUGAUGGCAAUGCAUUAUUGCUGCUGAAGAGUGAUAUGAUCAUGAAAUACCUGGGCCUGAAACUAGGGCCAGCACUGAAACUUUGUUAUCACAUCGAUAAACUCAAACAGUCUAAGUUCUGAGAUUCUCUAGAGCAUAGAAGCCAGAUGUUCACAACAAAUAAGAGGGUAGACUUCAAGGUAAUUUGCUGCCUUACCAAUGUACAACUUCAACCACAAAAUUAUUUUCUCCUAAAAAAAAAAAAGACUUUGUCUUUUUGUUUUAAAAA